GAUUUGUCAAGAAUCAAUACAGUUCGGCCAAAAUAUGGCUGAUAGUUUUCAAAUUGCCCGAAAACAAGAUUUGCCCCCUCCGGGGGGCUAUAAGCCCAUUCCUUUUGCAAGGAUUCCGGCGAAAAAAUAUUUUAAUGGGUAUACAAUGUUUGCCGGAUACUUGGGUAUAACAGCUGGUGCGCUAUACCUAUACAAUAUCAACUGGAAACAAGUGCAGAGGGACCAAAUAGAAAUGCGCUCGGCUAAGAUGGCGAUAUACCCUAUGCUCCUUGCGGAGAGAGACAGGGAAUACCUGAAACAGCUCCGUAGGAACAGGGAUGCUGAAACUGAGCUUAUGCGCGACGUUCCUGGAUGGGAGGUCGGUACUUACUACGGUGAGCGUGUUUACAAGCUCGUGCCUCCCGACGCGCUGGUGCAGCCCAUCUUCCACGAAUAUUACGCACACACCGAGCCCAAGGAAUGGUACAGACGCGCUUACAUCAAACUGCGAUCAUAAAUUAUUUUAACCAGUCUGUAUCACACAGCUUGGAUCCAUACAUUUAUUGAUUUUUGCCGAUGCUGGGUAUUUCGAAAAUAACUUGUGCUGUUCUCGAGGCAAUAGUCAGUAAAUGAGUUAGCGUAAUUGAAAAUUAAUAAAGUUAGAAGCAAUAUCUGUUUUUGAUUUAAA
This is a messenger RNA of Manduca sexta (tobacco hornworm), 667 nucleotides long. RefSeq names its product NADH dehydrogenase [ubiquinone] 1 alpha subcomplex subunit 13 (gene ND-B16.6). The transcript is spliced from 3 exons. The record is from RefSeq and is a predicted model, not a curated record. Bases 35 to 496 code for a protein of 153 amino acids. NCBI's taxonomy places the organism in Eukaryota, Metazoa, Arthropoda, Insecta, Lepidoptera, Sphingidae.